This is a messenger RNA of Macrosteles quadrilineatus (aster leafhopper), 1791 nucleotides long. RefSeq lists its product as uncharacterized. The transcript has 2 exons. Gene Ontology annotation, molecular function: nucleic acid binding. Gene Ontology annotation, biological process: DNA integration. The coding region runs from base 1 to 1791 and encodes 596 amino acids. The record is from RefSeq and is a predicted model, not a curated record. NCBI's taxonomy places the organism in Eukaryota, Metazoa, Arthropoda, Insecta, Hemiptera, Cicadellidae.
AUGACGUACUGGUGGGUGGAUCUUCGCAAGAGGAAGCGUUGUCACGCUUGGAGAGUGUUCUUCAACGUCUUCAAAGUUAUGGAGUCAAGGAAAAAUGUCGUGUUACAGACUGACCAUGCUCCUUUAGUGACAAUCUUUGGAAAUAAGCGGGGAGUUCCCUGUGUCGCCGCUGCGCGUCUUCAACGAUGGGCCCUGAUCCUCUCCGCCUACAGUUUUGAAGUAAAGUACCGCCGUGGCUUGGACUUGCCACAUGCGGACGCUCUUUCGAGAUUACCGUUACCUGAUGACGACCAAUUGGAGCUGGAUUCCAACUACAUCUCUCAUGUUUCUUCCCUGGUAGAGGCCUUUGACUGUUUCAAAUUGGUGAGUGAUCUCAAUCCUAUUACUGCUAAGGAUAUCGCUCGACUUACUGAUACUGAUCCUGUUUUGACAAGGGUCAGAGAUUUCAUUUGGCAUGGAUGGCGUGAUAGUCAAGAUUCUGAGCUGGUUGCUUAUUUUCGAAGAAGGGAUGAGUUGUCCGUAGAGAACCAGUGUGUUUUAUGGGAUAGUCGAGUAGUGGUGCCAGAGAAACUGAGGAGUGCCGUUAUCCAAUUGCUGCAUGAUCAGCAUCCCGGAAUAAAUAGGAUGAAAAUGUUAGCCCGAAGCUUUGUUUGGUGGCCGGGAAUUGAUAAAACAAUUGAAGAGACUGUUCUCUCAUGUCAUGUGUGUCAGUGUACAAGGAAUGCUGUGGCUAAGGUGCCAUUAUGUCAGUGGCCUAGAGCUUCAAGUAGGUGGCAGCGCAUCCACGUGGAUUAUGCGGAAGAUCCACUAACAAGACAACAAAUGCUCAUAGUUGUUGAUAGUUUUAGCAAAUGGCUAGAAGUGUUUAUCAUGAAAUCUACUACAUCGUUUAAAACCAUUGAAAAACUGCGUACGCUGUUUGCGUCUUUUGGCCUACCCGAAGAAUUGGUCAGUGAUAAUGGUCCCAAUUUUGCUAGUGGGGAAUUCAGAGAAUUUCUGAGCAACAACGGUAUUAAGUUUACGCUCUCACCUCCUUACCAUCCUGCCUCGAAUGGGGCUGCAGAAAGAUUUGUACAGGAAGUCAAGAAGAACCUUAAAAGACAGGUUAUGGCUAGUGGUUCUGAGACCAUUUCUUUACAACAUAAAUUGGAUAAUUUCCUCUUUGCAUUUCGCAACACACCCAGUACUGUCACUGGUGUUACCCCUGCGGAAUUGUUCCUUCAAUGGAAACCGAGAACUAAGUUGACAAUGCUUAAACCCUGUUUAUUGUCAGCCAUUGAUAAGAAGAGGGAGGCGCAGAAGGAAGCAGCCGAUAACCAUCGGGGAAGUUUCAGAUCCUUUGUGGAGGGAGAAAGGGUGCUUGUGAAGUCAGUACGGCAGGAGAUCAUUUCUUGGAUUCCUGGGAGAAUUUUGGAGCGGAAAAGUCCGUCUACUUAUGUGGUGAGCGUCCUGGGAGGUAAAAUACGUUUCUGCCACGCAGAUCAUUUGAGAUCUAGUAAGUUGACUGAGGAAGAGGAAGUUACAGUCAAUAGGCCGGUAGUGCAAUCUCCGAUCAAAUCCCCUGAGAACAAGUCUGCUGUGGGAAUACAAACUCCGCCAGAGCGAUCACCUCGUGUUAUGGAAACUCGGAAUACAUCACCAAGACAACAACGGAGUGUAGGCCUACCAAAAUCUCCAGCUACGCACACUACAGAAGAGCAUCCCGAAGUGCAGCCCAGCCAGCAGUGCAGCCCGCCAUCACUUCGGAGAUCUCAAAGGACUGUGCAAAAGCCGAAGCGGCUCGACCUUUAA